GGAGUGCUGCCGACGCGGUGACGUCAGCCGCGCGACGUGCUCUGUCUGCGACGCUGGGACGCUGCGGGGCGCUGUGGGUGGAGUGCUUUUGAGAUCACCUGCGCCUUCUGACGGGAAAGAUGGUCAACGUCUUGAAAGGAGUGCUUAUAGAAUGUGACCCUGCCAUGAAGCAGUUUCUGCUCUACUUGGACGAGUCCAACGCCCUGGGGAAGAAAUUCAUCAUCCAAGACAUUGAUGACACGCAUGUCUUCGUAAUAGCAGAGCUGGUUAACAUCCUCCAGGAGCGCGUCGGGGAACUGAUGGACCAGAACGCUUUUUCUCUGACCCAGAAGUGAACGUGACUCUCGGCUGCCGGGCGCAGGCGGGGGAGGCCCGGGCGUCCAGGGGGCGUGCUCGGGAGGGCAGAGGAUCGUGGUUCAGGGAAAAAGGCCUGGAACCGAUUUGCUUGUGUGUGAGGUUUUUUUUUUUUUUUCCCAAACUGUGUGAAAAGCCUUUAACAGUUGGCUGUAGUUGGACUUUAUUGUCUCUAUUAAAAGGAUAUAAAUAUU
Messenger RNA from Sorex araneus (European shrew), 548 nucleotides. RefSeq names its product general transcription factor IIH subunit 5 (gene GTF2H5). The record is from RefSeq and is a predicted model, not a curated record. NCBI's taxonomy places the organism in Eukaryota, Metazoa, Chordata, Mammalia, Eulipotyphla, Soricidae. Gene Ontology annotation, biological process: nucleotide-excision repair, preincision complex assembly; transcription by RNA polymerase II; nucleotide-excision repair. The coding region runs from base 120 to 335 and encodes 71 amino acids. The transcript has 3 exons. Gene Ontology annotation, cellular component: transcription factor TFIIH holo complex; transcription factor TFIIH core complex.